CCGGAAGGCCCGGCAGGAGCAGCCGGUUAGGGGUUCGUGUCGGCGCUGUGGGUUGGUGCUUGUGUUCUCGUUGCCAUCAUGGGGAAGUCGUUCGCCAACUUCAUGUGCAAGAAAGAUUUCCAUCCCGCCUCCAAGUCCAACAUCAAAAAAGUAUGGAUGGCAGAACAGAAAAUAUCAUACGAUAAGAAGAAACAAGAAGAACUAAUGCAACAAUAUUUGAAAGAACAGGAAUCUUACGAUAAUAGAUUACUUAUGGGUGAUGAGCGUGUCAAGAACGGUCUUAAUUUCAUGUAUGAGGCCCCGCCUGGAGCAAAGAAAGAGGAAACUAAAGAGCAAGACGGAGAGACUGAAUACAAAUUUGAAUGGCAAAAAGUCGCCCCUCGAGAGAAGUAUGCUAAGGAUGAUAUGAAUAUCAGGGAUCAGCCAUUUGGUAUCCAGGUGCGGAACGUGAGAUGCAUUAAAUGCCACAAAUGGGGCCAUGUCAACACCGACCGAGAAUGUCCCUUGUUCGGCCUGUCUGGAAUUAAUGCUAGUUCAGUCUCCAGUGAUGGAUCAGGGCCAUCAAUGCACCCCUCGGAGCUAAUAGCGGAGAUGAGAAACAGUGGGUUUGCACUGAAACAAAAUGUACUGGGGAGAAACUUGACCGCAAAUGAUCCAUCACAGGAAUUUGUUGCAAGUGAAGGAGAUGACGACCCAGAAGUUGAAUUUUUAAAAUCACUGUCAACUAAACAAAAACAGAAACUUCUAAGGAAGUUGGAUCGUCUGGAGAAGAAAAAGAAAAAGAAAGACAAAAAGAAGAAAAAGCAGCAAAAGAAAAAAAGCAAAAGUAAACACAAGAAACAUAAGAUGAGAUCCUCUUCCUCAUCCUCCAGUGAGACUUCAGUAAGCAGCAGUGAUAGCGAGACUGACAGCAGAGAUAAAGCAGCACAAAAGAAGAUGUAUUCUAAGAAAAGAAAAAAAGACAAGUUUUCAGAGGCUAGCAGCAGCAGCGAUUCAGAAGGAAAGGCAAAGAUGAGGAAGGGAAAACUUUAUGAAGAUCUCUCCAGUAGUCACAGUAACAAGGACAAAGAUAGGGAGCAGUACAGACUUUUAAAGCAAGAUAGUUCUGCAGAGAACAACAAACGGAGCUCCUGUGAGGGGGAAAGAAAGUCCAAAAGCACACACCAUAGCACCAUCAAGAGAGAGACUGAAAGAAAGGAGAGGGAUAGUAGAAGCCAAAGCAUGGAUGAGAGGAGCAGGAGAAGCCCUUGCACAAGUCACAGCAGUUCCAGGCAAAGGCGAAGAAGAAAAAGUCUGAGUCAAAGCCCUGGUGAAGAGCAGCAUGGGAAAAAUGAAACCAGAAGCCCCAGCACAGAUGUGCACAGAGAGAAGAAGAAAUGUAGAGAGAGCUAUGGGGACAAGUGCAGUAAAGUGGAAUGCAGAGUAAGGAGCAGACGCAGUAGAAGCAGAAGCAGAGAGAGGAAAAAAAACAGAUAGUAGAGCGGACAGGUGCAAAUAAGAAUGUCUCCAUUUUUUGAUGAAUACCUUUAACAAGGGCUCAAUUACAUAUUGCUGUUCAUUUUCCAAUCUCUGUAACUAGCAUUUCCUACAUGAAGCCAACAGCAUCAUUUCUGUAAUGUUGGAAUAUUUGUAAAUUAGGUAUAAAUGUUAGGGUAUUUUUCAUACUAUAUAAAUAUACUUGCUGGGAAAUACAUCUUCUAUACGUGCAGUAAUUCAUUGACCUGAUUUCAGGAUUUGAAAAUAGAGCAGUAUGUGAUAUUCUUGGUUUUGUCAUGAUGAUUUCUGUUUAGAUGUGACUAUGAGAAGAAGAGGAGAAUAAUUUGGGAAGAGUCCUGGGAUAUGUGAAAUGCUAACAAAUGUCUGAGGGAGUUCUGGAUAAAAUCACCACUUCAUGUAUCAAAACAGUGUAUUGUAGAGGGCUG
This is a messenger RNA of Dryobates pubescens (Downy woodpecker), 1922 nucleotides long. It is a transcript of the gene CIRSR, whose product is annotated as corepressor interacting with RBPJ, CIR1. Lineage: Eukaryota; Metazoa; Chordata; Aves; Piciformes; Picidae. Gene Ontology annotation, cellular component: nucleus. The transcript is spliced from 10 exons. The coding region runs from base 79 to 1476 and encodes 465 amino acids. The record is from RefSeq and is a predicted model, not a curated record. Gene Ontology annotation, molecular function: transcription corepressor activity. Gene Ontology annotation, biological process: negative regulation of DNA-templated transcription.